Messenger RNA from Seriola aureovittata, 2866 nucleotides. It is a transcript of the gene gldn, whose product is annotated as gliomedin. The record is from RefSeq and is a predicted model, not a curated record. The coding region runs from base 271 to 2034 and encodes 587 amino acids. Gene Ontology annotation, biological process: signal transduction. NCBI's taxonomy places the organism in Eukaryota, Metazoa, Chordata, Actinopteri, Carangiformes, Carangidae. The transcript has 10 exons. Gene Ontology annotation, cellular component: cell surface.
CAACAAGCACUGUAUUUACCAGUCUGCCUUCCGAUAGACGACCUAGGUGGAGCACAGACGCUGAAGCUGACUGGACUUUCAAAUAACCUGAACAGGACGUUGAAUUUCAGAAGAGGACUUCCUUCCUGUUGGAUUCGUCUUUAGUUGGUUUGACUUGAGUUUUGGUGACAGCAUCUUGGAUCACAGGGUGAUAAAACGUGGACUGUCUCUGUCCCAUUUGACUUUUAUCUUUUAUAUUGACUGCUGUGCUGGAACUGUAUUCCCCUGUGAAUGCUGAGGUUGGUGGGUGACCCUCAGAAAAGAGGAGGUGAGGUGGUAACCAUGUGGAUCCCGACACCCAGCAUGACUCUCCCUCAGCGGAUGGUGCUGUACGGGACGUGUGUCGUGGCGUUGAUGAACUCUGUGGGCCUUCUGGUGCUCAUGGUCCAGCAGAAUCAGCAACAUGCCAGGCUGGAGCAGACAGAGGUGAGGCUGACGGACGUGGAGCAAAGCUCGGUGGUGGAGUUCCUCCAGGAGGUGCCCGGGAGAGCGGCGGGGAUUCGAGCAAACGUUGGGGAACAGCAGCCGCAAUACCAGUACCAAUACCAGUACUCCAGGAACAAGAGGAGUGAAAAAAAGUUGGAGCAGGAGCUUCACCACGAGCCUCACCAGGAAGACGGACAGGAGCUCUAUCAGCAAGAGGUCAGCCAGGAGGUGGGAGAGGACACAGAGAAGAAGAUGAAGCAUGAGCUGAAGCACAAGCACCGACACAGCCAUAGUUACCACAAGGCGCAUGUGCAGGAUGACAUGAUGACGAUGAUGACUUACUCCAUGGUCCCGAUCAAAUUGUUGAUCGACAUUUGCAACAGCACCAAGGGAGUCUGCAUAGCCGGACCCCCGGGACCGCCUGGUUUGCCUGGUGCUGACGGUUUGCCCGGCCACAAUGGGACGGAUGGCCUCCCAGGAAUGAAUGGACCACCCGGGGCUGAUGGGAAAAGAGGAAAAAAAGGGCCAGCAGGUGAAACAGGAGAACCUGGCGAAAAAGGAGAGCAAGGAGAGCCUGGGCCUCCCGGAGAGAAGGGACAACCAUCCAAUGAUGUCAUUAUUGAGGGCCGUGCUGGUCCUCCAGGACCUCCUGGGCCCAUGGGCCCUCCUGGACCUCCUGGGCCUCAAGGGCCUCCCAGAACAAGGCAUCACAGAGCCCACCUUCAGGCUGCUCAGACCCUGGGGACGUUACAUGCAAUUCCAAAUGAUGAAAAUUCAUCUCCAAAGGAAGCGGUGAAACUGCAUGAGAAGCCCGCUAAGAAGAACGAGUGCCUGAUUAAGUCUCUGAUCAACCCAAGGAAUGUGACGAAGAUGGAGAGCACCUUCGGCACGUGGAUGAAAGACACCGCUCAGCUGAACGAUGAGCGCAUAUGGGUGGCAGAGCACUUUUCUGGACGUGUGGUGAAGGAGUAUGCGAGCAUUGCCUCCUUCGAGAACAACAGCAGUGAAAUUGUGGACGUCAGAAAGUUCUAUUAUGGCUGCGGCCACACUGUUCACAACGGUUCUUUCUAUUAUCAUAUGGCUGGUAGUUCCAGCAUCGCCAGAUUUGACUUUCACACCAGGAAGCUUCACACCCUCAGUAUAGACAACGCCUUGCACCACAGCCUCGCUUAUCUGCUCUACAACUCCAAGACUUACUUUAAAUUCGCAGCGGAUGAGAACGGCUUGUGGCUGAUCUUCGCCUCCAGUGUGGACGAGAGCAUCACGGUGGCCCAGCUGGACCAGAAGACCUUCUCCGUCACGUCCUACAUAAACACCACCUACCCACGCACCAAGGCUGGCAACGCCUUCAUUGCCUGUGGUGUCCUGUAUGUAACCGACACCAAGGACACCAGAGUCACCUUUGCUUUUGACCUGCUUAAAGGGAAGCCGGUCAAUGUGACCUUUGACCUGAGGUCUCCAGGUGGCGUGCUGGCAAUGCUCUCCUACAGCCCGAAGGACAGACACCUGUAUGUGUGGGACCAAAGCUAUGUCAGGCUCUACGUGGUCCACUUCAUCAAUGAUGAAUGACAAACAGCCUGAGGAUGACACACACGACUGCUGACUACAACUACUAAUCACUCCAUCUUUGAAAACUGGUCAUAUUUAGGUUUCCAAAAGAUACGUACACACCAGUGUCAGCUUCAUCCUCCUGUCAGGUGUUGUAGUCAGUUGUGAAAAAUUAGAUUCACUCAAGGAAAUCAAUGUUUGGUCAAUAAUUAUUAUCAUAGUCAAAAAGAUAUACUGCUGUAUUCAUAUCCUAUUGUCAAUGUACUAUGUAAUGUAAGAUUUUAGAGUUACUAAUUGUGUGAAAAAAACUUAUUACGCCACUGUAGUGUAAGUUGUUACAUUAUUUUUUGUGUAUUUGCAUGGUGAUUCUUUUAUGUAUUUUUAUACAGAUGUACAUGUCACCCAGACCCAGAUAUCUUCCACAUAUAAACAGCCCACCUGCCUUUGUAGUGAAGCAGCAUGGUCCCUGGUCACUUAUUCCACUUGACGGAAAAUUAAAACAACAGCUUCAACUCACCCUGAUGAAAUAAAAAGAAUUUAUUCACUUUACAAAGGUAAAACUCUGACCAUGACCUGUUCUCUCACAUACCUUCAGGCUCAAGUGCCCCAGUGAGUGUCUACCCAUGAUAUUGGCUUCUUUUGCAUUAUUACAUGCACACACACACAAACACGCACACCAGACACCAGUAGGACCAUUGGUAAAACACACAAGAUACAUACAGUACACAUAGUGGGCAGAAAGAGGGAGAGAAACACAAAUCUCUUUAAUAAAUACCAUACAUACACUUAACAAAAGUUACAACUAAUCCAGCUGGUAUGAUACAAACCAAAAAUAAAGAAAUGCUUUCAUGUU